Nelumbo nucifera (sacred lotus) is the source of this 1902-nucleotide messenger RNA. Its product is annotated as G2/mitotic-specific cyclin C13-1-like. The record is from RefSeq and is a predicted model, not a curated record. Gene Ontology annotation, biological process: mitotic cell cycle phase transition. Gene Ontology annotation, molecular function: cyclin-dependent protein serine/threonine kinase regulator activity. NCBI's taxonomy places the organism in Eukaryota, Viridiplantae, Streptophyta, Magnoliopsida, Proteales, Nelumbonaceae.
AAUAAAUUUUUUGAAAUGACAGAAAUGGCGGUUUCUGUUCGCAGUUCGCUCUUUCUUUCUCAGUAGCUUCAGUACAAAGGCCAUCAGUUAGCACACAUGUUUUCAUCCUUCCAUCUCUCUCUUAGGUUCUCCGCCCUUCCCAUUUGACCAAAUCCUCAUUCUAACGUCGAAACAAUAACGCCCAACGACCAUGGCCGAUCAGGAGAACUGCAUGCGCGUCACUCGUGCAGCGAAGAAGAGGGCUGCCGCCGCUUUGGCGGCAACACAGUCUCUGCAACUUCCCGCGAAUAAAAAACGAGUUGUGUUGGGGGAGCUCACGAAUUUAUCAAGCCUUGUAUCGAAUCAGCUUUCGGGACUUGAACCCAGGAAGCCCAAAUGUAGAGUGAAGAAGAAGGAACAGAAACCGGUUGUGCCGGACAUUGACGCGGAUUCUGAUGACCCCCAAAUGUGUGCGCAUUAUGCACCCGAUAUCUAUCAGUAUCUCCACUCUAUGGAGGUGGAGGAGAAAAGGAGACCACUGCCUGAUUACAUUGAGAAAAUUCAGAAGGAUGUUACAGCCAAUAUGCGAGGGAUUUUGGUGGAUUGGUUGGUUGAGGUUGCAGAGGAAUACAAGCUAGUCCCCGACACCUUUUAUCUCACCGUUUCCUACAUCGACAGAUUUCUAUCCUCGCAUGCUCUUAAUAGGCAGAAAUUACAGCUUCUGGGCGUUUCUUGUAUGCUCAUUGCCUCGAAGUACGAAGAAAUCAGUCCUCCGCAUGUAGAAGAUUUUUGUUAUAUAACUGACAAUACUUAUACCAAGGAGGAGGUGGUGAAGAUGGAAACCGAUAUACUCAAUUUUUUAAAGUUUGAGAUGGGUAAUCCAACGAUAAAGACUUUCCUCAGAAGAUUUACAAGGGCUGCACAAGAGGAUCGUAAAUCUCCCAAUUUGCAAUUGGAGUUCCUGGGGUGUUAUCUAGCAGAGUUAAGCUUGUUGGAUUAUGGUUGUGUACGGUUCUUGCCAUCACUUGUUGCUGCUUCAGUUGUAUUUCUUGCAAGAUUCACAAUCCGACCAAAGAUGAAUCCUUGGAGUUUAACCCUGCAGCAUUACUCAGGAUAUAGACCGUCUGAUCUAAAGGAUUGUGUCCUUGCCAUACAUGAUUUGCAAUUGAAUAGAAAAGGGAGUUCUUUGGUUGCUGUAAGAGAUAAAUACAAGCAGCACAAGUUUAAAUGUGUGGCAACAUUGGCUUCUCCCCCAGAGAUGCCUAAUCAUUACUUCGAAGACAUAAAAGGAUAAAUGACGAUAUGAUUCUCAGAUUUUGGUCAGAUUGUGGCGACUGUAUGACUUCAAAGCAGAAAUAUAGCUUGGUAUUGGGGAUGAAAGUUACUGGAAGACAUUUAUUUGAAAGGAGAUUUUUUGAGCUUCUACUGCCUAUGUGCCUGAAUGCAGUUCUCUGAAAUGGGUGUAUGACCUAGAAAUAGUGAGUUCAAAGUCUGUAAACUUGAGAGAAGCAGAGCUGGGAGCAUCUCUAGCUAGAAGGAUAUCUUCCACAAGUAACUUCGGAUGAUUAUUGAAAUGGGCAUCAACUUCCUGAGUAAAAUUCUUAUCAUGGUGUGAGCUAAGUUGGUGGGUCAUGUUGAUAUAAAAAAUACUUGUAUCUUCUGGUCAUAUGUUAGUUCUUGAUAGGAUUGUUAUAGGAACAUGGACUUAACUCCUGAAUCAUGAUUCUUUUGUUUUUUUUCCCUUUUUUCAACUAACCUGUAAACAAACAAAUAUUUCAUACUAAAGAGGUUUUAUACUUAGGCCUUGUGCUUCCAGUUUGUCUUUUGAAUGUUCUUUUUAGCCUUUGAUUUUCUUUCUUGGUUCACGACGUGUUUGUAAAUUGUAUUUGCUAUGGUGUUAAAAGACACAGAUGAAUUGCUGAA